GUGACUAUUUCCUUAGCGCUGAAAAGUACUUUCAUUUUCUCUUACGCUUACUGACAACAAACGAUUCAACCGAUUGUAAUUCAUCGUCGUAAGUUAAAUUAAUUGAAAUAAUCCUUACAUAACUACUUUUACCUGAACAAAAAUAAAUAUAGCAAAUAAAUAAACAAUUUACUUAAAACUCCACACAAGUGUAAAUCCCAGUAACUUCUGUCUGGUGCCGACCUGGAUCACCCACCAGCCCACCAGAGCCAGAUGCUGAGAACACUCUUACUCUUAUACUGUAACCGUGAGUGUGAGAUGCAUCAAAUUUUAUAGAGACAUUAUUUGCUGACAAGGGAACCAGCUUAUUCUUCUAAAAAAAUCCUAGACACUUUUGGGCUAAAUCUGAGAACAGUGUCCAUGGUGGCGUUUCCAUGUUUACUCAAUAAUGACAUGUGCAGGAGUCUUUCCCCUUUGUUUAUUGAAUUGUUUAUUUUCAUUGGAUGAAGUUUCGGCAUGCCCAUGACGUCAUUAUAAGUCAUUUGCGUGUUUAUUAAAUAUUUGUGCUGGCAGUGAAGGAAUAUUUUAACAACCGGUUGGAACAAGAUUCCAUGUGAAUAAUUAACUAAGUUUAUAAGAAAAGUUAAAUUUUAUGCUUUUAUAAGUUUAAUUUUAUGUUUUUAAAAUUCAUAUUAAGAGUGUGGAAUUUUUAUAAUGUUACAAAUACUAAUGAAAAAUAGAGAAAUUAAUUUUCUUAUAGUGUACUUUAAAAUUAUGCGGAUAUAUUAAACGUUACGUCACUCUCUUCUUCUUAUUGUGCUCCGGGUGAGUGGCGGUAAGUUUGAAAUUUGUUAAUUUAUGCAACAACAAUUUGGUUAUUUUUAUAUAAAUUUGGGGUAAAUUUACGCAGAUGAUGGACGUUAAAUUUACCGCCCGUUUUUGGAAUCGUCUGGAAAGUCAGGGCGAAAAGAGUGUGAAGGAUUGGUUAUGGUUAAUGAAUGAUGGUCUUAUUGCAGACCGGUACGAAUGUCCCAAUUGUAAGAAGGGCAUGAAAUUGUGUGCAAAAUCGAGUGUUUCAGAUGGGUUUGCAUGGAGAUGUCGCGACAAAAGCCAUGGCAGUAUUAUUCGUAGUAUAAGGAAGGAUCGUGGUUUAGUGACAGUAAAUUGACAUUUAGUGACAUUCUAUUAUUGACACACUUUUGGGUGAAAAAACUGCCUUUGGCAAAUAUUGCGACAGAAGUGGGGGUUAAUCCAAGUACAGUAACCGACUGGGUGAGCUUUUGUCGCGACGUAUGUGCGGAAGCGUGUGUUUGGCGAGUGAGAGCUUAGGCGGAGUGGGUAAAACCCCCUCUGGUACCCCCCCCCCCCCCACCACUAGCACUAAAGCCGGCUUACCAUAAAGCUGCAUAUAAGAAUUUACCCACUGUGGCCCACGAAAACUAUGGAAAUGGGGAAUAAAAACAAGAAAAAAUGGCAAAAAAUAAUUAAUAAAUAAAGAAUUAAGCCAGAAUUAAUGAAAACACACCUCACAGUUUCAUGAAAUACACUUUUACACACUUUAUUUCAAGUUCCACGGAAUAUUAUAUAUCCAGUAAUAUCAAAAGUCGUUGCAACAACAAGACGACAAGUGACGUAACAUUUAAGCACUCAUUUAUAUAUUCGGAUAAUUUUAAAGUAACCUAUAAGACAAUUAAUUUCUCUAUUUUUCAUUACUAUUUGUAACAUUCUAAAAAUUCCACACUCUUAAUAUGAAUUUUAAAAACAUAAAAUUAAACAAAGUCCAUCAUCUGCGUAAAUUUACCCCACUAAUUUAUAUAAAAACCUGAAACUAAAAAUCAAAUAAAUAACAAAUUUUAAGAUUUUUUUUUUCUUUCUUGCUCUUUUUCAUAAAAAAAAAAGUUUGCAAUUUCUUUAAAUUUAACAUUUUUUCUUAAACGCAAUUUGAAAAAAAUUCUAUAUAUUUGCAUGUUUUCGGUUUUUUAAAAUAAAAUUUAACCAAAUUUUCUAGUAGAAUUGCUUAUUUUUUCAUCUUUCGGUAAGUAGUUGAUAAGACGCAUUCUCCCCAACCGUUCCCUUUUUCACAACACGUGUCUUUGCACUACUUGUUUUUUUUACUUGGCCGCCACCUUGGUUGACAUGGUCCAUGACCUUCUCACGGAUCAUGUCAACAAAGAUGGCGGCCAUGAUGGGAAACCCCGGGCAUCGUCCUCAAAAUUUACCCAUUUUUGUAAUUUGGUCCUGUUAAGUCUACACCAUUGUCACAUUGUGAUGAAUGGAUGCGAAACAAGUAUUGCAUGGAAUGGGAUUGCUUGUCUAUACUAUUUACGGUAAUCUACCACUUGAGCGUCGGCCAAAAAAAAAUCCAGCUGUUCCGGUUGGAAGGGCUAUUUAAACAACUAUUCUUAUAUUAUUUUAAAUGACAUUGGUUGUACGUAUUCAUUCCCAUAAUAAUAGACAAUUUUUUUAAAAUAGAAAAACUAUAACAAUUUUUUUUUAAAUAGAAGAUAAUGUGUGAAAAUGGAAUUAUGCAUAAUUCUCCCCCAAGUUGACAAUGAAGUUUUAAAAAAUAUAAUUUCCACGAAAACGGUUGUGGUACAUGAAUCCACGUAAAUAUCAAGGGGAAAGAUCACCGGCGCUUCUUGUGUCAAACUGUCUUUUCAGUUUACGCUUUUUGAGUAUUCACGUUUUCCACAUUCUGUUAGUUAGAUGACAUCAGCGUCGUCUGGAUAAAAAAUAAUAAUUGUAGUCUCUUUUUCUUCCUGGCAUAUCGGUAGCUUGCAGUAAUAAUUAUUUAAAUGUAUUAGUAUUGUGCUAUAUAACUUUAUAGCCUCUAUACGGAAGCAAAAAUAUUAACAGAAUCCAAUUUAAGAAUAGUUGUUAAAAUAGCCCUUCCAACCGGAACAACUGGAUGUUUUCUUGGCCGACGCUGAAGUGGUAGAUUACCCUAUUUACUAUAGUUAAUACCUUAUACUUAUACUAUACUUAUUCAGUGACAUCUAAAAUAUUAAAAAGAGAUGCAUCUAUUCCCUCAAAGAGCUGAUGGCUGCUGAUGACUGGUCUAAAGUAAUAAAAUAACACUUUAAUUUUCUCUUUUUCAAGGAUUACACUGAUGUGAGACACAACAAAUCUUUUGCAAAAGAUGUCGGACUCUGAUGAUGAUGAUAUUCCAGAGCUGGUGCCGGCUGAAAACAAGAAAGUACCUGUCACAAUUAUUACAGGAUUCUUAGGUUUUUAUUAAAUAUAGUUAUAGAUAUACAUAUAAUAUUUAUUAUAUAUUCACUUAUUAGUCUUAUUCACAUAUUUUAAAACAUUUAAUAUGUACUAUUAAAGUACUAGCCUAUACUAUUUGAUAAUCAAAUUUUGACUGUUGUCACAAUAUUAGCACUUUUAAAACUGAGGGGAUCUUCCAUAUUUGAUGUGCAUGUAGUAUCACUAUUAAAUCUGCAUUUUAAACUCAAAAAUGUCCCAAAACAAUUUUAUGAAAUUUAUGUCUGGGAAGAUAUUUUAGCAGCUUUAUCCCCGUAUAAUCAAAUUCAAAUAUCAUCAUCUCAAUGAUGAUCUUUUUAAUGGGUAGUUAAUAAUUAAAAAUUAUUGUUCCCAAAGUGUUAUGCUAUAAAAUUGUAAACUACUAAAAGUGUUGCUUAUUACUUUAUAAUCAUUACAGUUUCAUUGACCUAUCCAAGAGCAAGCAUUAUUUACCAUUUUUGCUGGCCUCGUGGAUAAAAAUACCUUGUAAUAUGCAUCCACAUUUUUUUUAAGGGGCAGGAAAGACAACACUUUUGAAUUACAUACUUACACAGCAGCAUGGCAAAAGAAUAGCAGUGAUUCUCAAUGAGUUUGGAGAGGGUAAGUCCUAGACAUUUUUAUAUUUUUCUAAACUUUUGCCAUUACGUUUUGUAUUGCAAUUAGCUUUAUUUAACUUAAAAUGAAGUUAUUUUUCAUUGUGUUAUGUUGUAUACACAAAUAUAAUGUACCAAACUCUAAAUUACUUUACUAAUGUAAUACACGAUAUUGAGAAACUUUUUUUUUUAUCAAUUCUUUUUAGCAUCUACAUAACUAUUCAAUUUUUUAUAAGUAUUUUCAUUGUCAUCAUUUUUCUAUAAAAUUGCUGAUCUAUCAAAGAAAUUCUUGUUAUAUUAAGAAAUUCUUAAUAAAAAGAACAAGAUGUCUGAUACACCUCUCUGGUCAAGAGUAUAAAACUUAAAUGUUAAUUUUUCUAUUUCCAGGAGACUCCAUAGAAAAAUCCAUGUCUGUUGGUGAAGGGGGUGAGCUCUUUGAAGAAUGGCUUGAACUAAGAAAUGGUUGUCUCUGCUGCUCAGUAAAGUAAGUCACUAUCUACAAAACACACAUUUAAUUAUUUAUUUUUUUAGCAUCAACAUUUAGAAAGAAAACUAUUUUAUAUACUGAAAAAACUUGUAAUUUGUUAACUUGAGGAGAAAUUUGUAUAAAAAUGACCAGUACGUUAUUUCAGACCCAAGAUUCUCUUGUUAUUCUUAUUUGAUCCUUAGAAUGACAUGUUCACGAUGGAUGAAAAUAACUAUUUCAAAGCAGUGUUGUAUCUUAAUCAUUAUACAACACAUAUUUUGAUCCUCUAUUAGGUGAAAAUUGAUGUUUGAGAAACAAAGUAACAAUUUUUAAUAUAUAAAUUUGAUUAUUUAAUACAACUUUUGCCAAAGAUAUUUUGAUUGUAUACUCACAUGGCUUGAUUACAUAUUUAUAAAAAAAAAAUAUUGAAACAGAUUAGAACUCGCUUUAUAAUACACCAUUUGCAUUAGUUAUAUUCAUGCAUUAUGAUUUUGCUCUUUAUCAGGGACAAUGGUGUAAAAGCCAUAGAAAACCUGAUGCAGAAGAAGGGAAAAUUUGACUACAUUCUGCUGGAGACCACAGGCCUUGCUGACCCUGGUCCAAUAGCCUCAAUUUUCUGGUUAGACGAAGAGCUCUGCAGUGAUGUAUAUUUAGAUGGUUUGUAAUUAUUGAUUUGUUUUUCAUGAGAUUUAAAUUGCCCUUUUACUUUUACUAUAUCUUAUGAUCCUGUAUUUUUUCUUAAUAAGCUGAAAUUUGGAGCUAAUAUAUAUAUCGGCAUCCUUCCGUCUCGUGAGACGAUGGUGCAUCACCGUUGGGUUGGGUUGCAUUUUCUCGAGUGGCUGUGCAGUCCUAUCCUUGAGUGACAGUCUUUACCACAGUUUUUACACACGAGUUCCGUGCUUCUAAAUGUUUUGGCCUUUCUCCUAGCUCUUCUGUCUGCAGCCUCUUCCAUUCUUCGCUCCUCGGCUACCAUGACGCCCUCUUUGACAACUGUGCGCCACGUAGAUCGGUCUUUUGCCUUACACUCCCAGUCACUUGUAUGUAUUUUGGCUGCUUUCAUGUCCCUUUGACAGACAUCUUUAAAUCGCAGACGUGGGCGACCUGUUUUCCUCUUUCCAGAAGCAAGUUCACCAUAUAGGAGGUCUUUCGGAAUGCGGCCGGGACUCAUUCUUUUAACAUGACCUAGCCAUCUCAGGCGUCUUUCACUAAGGAUUGUGAACAUGCUUUGGGUAUUCGCACGCAUUAGGACCUCACUAUUAGUCACUUUUUCUUGCCAUUUAAUACCAAGGAUGCGACGCAGGCAUCUCAUAUGGAAGCUAUUAAGCUUGCGCUCUUGGGAUGUAUAGGUGGUCCAUGUCUCGCUCCCGUAUAGUAGUGUACUGAUGACACAAGCUCGAUAGACGCACAGUUUGGUUUUCUCCGUUAGCUUGGUGUUUUGCCAGACCCGUUUAUUUAGUUUAGCCAUUGUGGCAGCUGCCUUGCCGAUUCUGCUGUUAAUUUCUUCUUCAAUGGACAGUGUAUUGGAGACCUUGGACCCCAAGUAGGUGAAGCUGUCCACAACCUCCAAGUUUUCAUUAUCGAUUUUUAUGUUAGGUGGAGGUCGAGUGUCUUGGGCCAUGAUGUUUGUCUUUUUCAAGCUGAUUUGCAGACCAAAUUCUUUGCAGGCAUUGGAGAAGCUUGACACGAGUUGUUGCAAACCAAUUUCUGUGUGUGCUGUUAGUGCCGCAUCAUCCGCAAAUAGUAGCUCGCGAAUUAGGACAUCUGUCGUUUUGGUCUUGGCUCGGAGGCGGGCAGUGUUGAAAAGUCCUCCAUCAGCUCUGGUGUGUAACCAGAUUCCCUCACUGCUAUCCUUGAAUGCGUAUCGAAGUAGUACAGAGAAGAAUAUUGCGAACAGUGUUGGUGCGAGUACACAACCUUGUUUAACUCUGCUGCUGACUGGAAAGGCUUCUGACUUGGCUCCAUCGAACUGCACUGUACCCUGCAUAUUUUCAUGGAACUCUCUGAUGAUGGCAAGUAGGUGAGGGGGACAGCCGAUUUUUGCCAGUAUUUUGAAUAGCCCGUUGCGACUGACGUAAUCAAAGGCUUUUGUAAGGUCCACAAAGGCAAUGUACAGUGGCAUCUGCUGCUCUCUGCAUUUUUCCUGAAGCUGUUGUAUGGAGAACACCAUGUCUAUGGUAGACUGCCCAGACCGGAAACCGCACUGAGAUUCUGGAUAGACACGGGAUGCUAGACUCUGUAAACGUGUUAGUAUGACACGGGCAAAGGCCUUUCCUACAAUGCUAAGGAGUGAAAUGCCACGAUAAUUAUUGCAAUCACUCCUAUCACCUUUGUUUUUAUAUAGUGUCACUAUAUUUGCAUCCUUUAGGUCUGGGGGGAUUUAGCCCUGUUCCCAGCAGAGGGACAGAAUCUGGUGCAAUGGUUGGAGUAAAGCUAUCUUACCACUCUUUAGAGCCUCUAGUGGUAUUCCAUCAUCCCCAGGCGCUUUUCCACAAGCUAGGCUAUCAAUAGCUUUGCUCAGCUCAUCCUGUGAGGGCACGACAUCAAGUUCUUCCAUGAGUGGCAUAUCUGGGAUGUCAUCUAGAGCGGUGCUGGAGACUGUGGUAACUGUUGAAUACAAUUCCAGAUAAUGCUCAACCCACCGUUUUAGCUGUGCUGCCUGGUCUUGGAUAAUUUCUCCACUUUUGGACUUUAGAGGAGCAACUUUGGACGUCAAGGGGCCAGUUGCCUUUUUGAUGUUUUCGUACAUUGCUUUUGCAUCGCCCAUAUCUGCAGCUGACUGUAUGCUGGAACAGAGGUUAAGCCAGUAGGUAUUGGCACAAUUACGUGCAACCUUUUGGGCAAGUGACUUGGCUGUUUUUAAGGCAUGCAACCUGUCGGGUGUAGGCUUUUCCUUGUAAGCCGUAAGAGCUUUCCUUUUGGCUUCAGUGACAGGUUUCAUCUCGUCCCAAUGUUCAUCAAACCAGUCCGUGUUUUUGUGAGAUUUUUUGCCAAAGGCCUGUAUUGCGGAUGUAUAGAUUGUGUCUCUGAGAUGCGUCCAUUUCGAGUCAAUGGUGACGCAUGGGGACAUCCUUGAGAUACCUUCCUUCACCUUGUCUGUGAACAGCUGCGUUAGCGCAGGGUCUUUCAUGCAGAAGGUAUUGAUACGUGGACAUCCCUUUUUCUUGGUGUGGUACGAGUUUUUCCUCAUUAUUCGUACCUUGCUGGCGACAAGGGAGUGAUCCGUGUCACAGUCGGCACUGUGAUAGCUGCGAGUGAGUAGGAUGCUAGCUAGUUGUGCACGCCUGGUGAUGAUGAGGUCCAGCUGGUGCCAUUGGCGGGAUCGAGGGUGUCUCCAAGAUACUUGAUGUAUAUCCUUGCACUUGAAGUAAGUGUUGGUCACACACAAGCCUCGUGAGCAGCACAAUUCCAGAAGCCUCUGUCCAUUUUCAUUAAUCUUUCCUCUUCCAAAGAGUCCAAGGCAUGUGGGCCAGGCUUCGUGGUCGCUCCCCACUCUAGCAUUGAAAUCUCCCAGGAGGUAGAUUGCCUCGUCUUUGUGGAUGCUGGCUAUUGCCUGGUCUAAAGCUCCAUAGAACUGGUCCUUCUCUUCCGGAGUUGAACAGAGAGUUGGGGCAUAUACACUAAGAAUGUUUGCUGGGCCCGCAGCUGUUCUGAGUCUUAGAGUGAGGAUCCUCUCCGUGCCUGAUGACGGGGGAUCAAUGAAUGGUGUAAGAGUGUUCUUAACAGCGAAACCUACACCAUGCUGUCUAGGUUCGUUUGUUGGUCUGCCUUGCCAGAAGAAAGUGUAAUUUGCCUCUUUGAGUGUACCGUUGUCUGGGAGCCUGGUCUCCUGAAGGCAAGCGAUGUCAAUCUUUAGCCUUUUAAGUUCUCUAUCGAUUAUUCCUGUCUUCCGUGUGUCGUUUAUUGACUGCGGGUCAUCAGUGAUGCCGGGACACAUAGUCCUCACGUUCCAGCUAGCGAUUCGAAGAGCUGGGGUCUUCUUUUUCUUUUUUGUGUUUCUUGGUGCAGGGCUUAGUGGCCCACUUGUUGAGUGGUACUCUAAUCUCCACGCACCCAGUGGAGAAGGCAGGCCAUGACGGGAUAUCACCUAUUUGACUGGGGGCUGCCCAGUUUGAGGCGGGCGUUAGCUGUCCAGUGAGACAUUGGUCUCUCCCAACGUCGGAAGCAGCCCCUGGCGCCUAGCUCUACGUCAAUUGAGCUUUUGGCUUAUAACCGGUAACUGCUGCUUCCCGUGUUUUGUCAACACCUUGCGGUGACGCUGGAGUGUCCUCUCCAGAGGUGAUGCAAGCCUGGGCGGGUAUUAUGGAGAAUUAGCUGCUGCCCAUACAGCAUAUCCACCCUCUCCACGUCAAUGGUGUAACCAAGGGAAUGACUUGUGUCGAUGCGGCUUGGCUGCCGUUGGCGUCGCAGGAGCUGCCGGUAUGUACAUAAGAGUCUUAUGUAUAGACCGCCUGUAGGUGCUCCAUUUCCUGAUUUUCUGUCGGGGUUUACUCCCUUAGCCUUUCCCGAAGGGCGGGUAUAGCCGCAAGGCAGCGGAGGAUUUUGAAGUCGGAGUUUCCUUCUCCUAGAUGAACUUACCAGCCAAGGUUUUAACGAGCAUCAUCUACCCGUAGGGGUGCCAGCACCAGGAUUCGAACCCGUGACUGAUUGAAGUUUAUUUUGAAGUCUUGGUACCGCAGCGCACUAUCACUUUGACCACUGCGCCCCCCAAUAUAUAUAUGACUGUGUCUAAUUUGAAGAUGUGUAAAAAUUGAACUUAACGGUGGUACUCAAUUCAGAUUUAACAUCCUAUUGUCACUUAAAUCUUUAAAAAGCUAUGGAAAGUCUUUGUAUUGGAUUAAUACAUUGAGGACAAUGCACUUCAGCUAUUUGAAGUAAUUCGCAAAUAACAGGGUUUUCUAAAAAUGAUACUUGGUAAAUGGAAGUGUUAAUAUCUAUAGUUUAAUAACAUUAUUUAAAACUAUUAAGUUAAUUGUAGUUAAUUUGGAUGGCUUUCCAAAAAAAUGUUGCUGAUGGCAAUGUUUAUUAUAACAUUUGAAUAAUUCAAGAGCUGAGAUAAAAAAUUUUAAUUUUUUUUACUUCAGGUAUUGUUGUGAUGGUGGAUGCCAAGUUUUGUAAGCAGGUAAUCUUGAUGGUCUGUUGCAAAUCAUUUAGGAAUAAUAAUUCAUUCAAUAUAAAAAGGAAUAAUAAUUCAUUCAAUAUAAAAAGGAAUAAUAAUUCAUUCAAUAUAAAAAGGAAUAAUAAUUCAUUCAAUAUGAAUAGGAAUAAUAAUUCAUUCAAUAUAAAAAGGAAUAAUAAUUCAUUCAAUAUGAAUAGGAAUAAUAAUUCAUUCAAUAUAAAAAGGAAUAAUAAUUCAUUCAAUUUUUUAUAUAUUUUUUUUACAUAAUUUCAAUCUUGAUGAAUAUAAGUUUGAUUCCUAUAGUGAUAUUACGGAUGAUGUUGUUGAAGGGAUUAUUUGCAAUUGAAAUUAGAAAGUUGCCUUAUCUUGUGUACGUCUUUCUUUCAUUUUUUUUCUUUUUUUUUGUUUCUUUUUUUUUUUGUUGCUUAAUGCUUAGCCUAGGCUUUAUUGUUACACCAGCAUCUGAAAGAAAGGAAAGCAAUAAUGAUUUAAUCAGCACAGGCGUUUCUUGAUUCAUAAGCAUUGUAAUUCCGAACAAACAUUGUCUAAGCAUUUUUCUUGAACCUUAUUUUACAUUCUUUCCAUAUCAGAACAAUGAGCUGUACAAAAUCAAUAUUUAAGACCAUGGUUUUCCAGCGUAAAAUGACAGCUAGCAUAUAGGAUAGCAUCAUACACGUGAAACAGUGCACACAUAUUGAUGUGUAACAAACAAGAAUGUAUAACAAACAACCUCUAGGAAAUGGAACCAGUUUGUAAAUCAAGAACUGCCUAUACAAUCAAUUUGUGUUAUGGCAGUAAUUGAAUGAAGAUCUUUAUUUUUGUGAAGGAUAAUAUAUGAUGGACUGUGAUCAAGUCGUGUGAAGGAAAUAGUGGAGCAAGAUAUUCAACUAAUUAAUCUGUCUUUUCAUGCCAAGUCUAAACUUACUUUGUUCCACUAAUUUUUGGUAAUGAAGUUGAAUUAAUCACAUCCUGUUAUGAUGUUUCAGCAUUUGCAAGAAGAGAAACCAGAUGGAUCAGUGAAUGAUUCCCAGAGGUAUGAUUGCUUAGACUGACACAUUUGAAAUUAAAUUGGUAUUACAGUCUAAGAUGACAGACUGGGCUACAUCAAAUUCUCUAAAUAAUACAUUGUGUUUUUUUCUUAAUAUUGAAAUGAAGAGUUUCAGGUUGGUGGCCAAAUUUUGAAAUAUGGUCCUUUGUAGUUAACUUUAAAGAUUUAGCUUUUACGUAUUAUGUUAACAUUUUUGUUUUGAAAUUUUACAUAUUUAAAAAAUCAGUUAAAUAUAAUAUCAUUGAUUGUUGAAAAUUUGUUCUUGUUCAUACUCGCAGGCAAAUAGCUCUAGCAGAUAUAAUUAUUGUUAACAAAACUGAUCUUGUUGACGUGGAGGAUUUGAAUGACUUAACACAAACAAUAAGGUAAUAUCAGCUGCUUGUUCAUCCAAUGACCACAAAACAUAUGAGAAAACCCUGUAAUACAUUCCCCUUUUCUGUGCAGACUUUUAUUGUAAUUUCAAAUUUAUUUUUAACUUUUUCUUCACUUUUUACAUGAUUAAUAUUUCAGAUCUAUCAAUGGAUUUGCCAGAUUGUUUGAGACUUCACAAGCCAGGUAUUUACUUGACACUUAUGUUCAUAGUAUGAAGUAACGUAUGAGUCGUUACUCAGAUUCCAAGUUUUCCAGUUACAGUGUAGACAAAUAACCCAUGCCACAAAAUACAGUUUAACACCUGAAAGUUCUGAGACUGCACUGGCUUUGGCCAUACUGUUCAAACAAUACAAUUUUGAACUUUAAAGUCACUCAUUUUCAAAGCUCUUGGUGUAGUGCUCUUAGUCCAUAUGCACAUGUUGCACUAAACUUUUGUCUACUCUGUCCUUGGUGAAAAAUUAAAAAAAAGGGGAUACUUGCAUCAAGUUAUUUCUAAACCCAUGAAUGUCGCAAAAUGCUCCUUUCCUUAAGUUAAUCAGUGGCAUUUUUUAAGGCUGGUUGAGUGUAAGCUUAAGACGACAAAUUUUCAAAUCAGUCACUCAGUCACCAGCACCAAAGCAUUUUAAGACCUUGAUGACCUCAUACAUGGAGCACCUUCAACCAACAAUUUGACCUUAAGCUUCAGUCUAGAAAAGAGAUCCUCAUUGGGAACAACCUAGAAUUGAUCUAGGAUUAUUACUUGGUUGAUUGAAAGUUGGGUUCUCAAUAAUGAUCUCCUACCGUACACAUAUGAUGUACCCGAGAUCUGUGACUUUUGCUUUAGGCACAAUUUUGGAGUCUAUAAAAGAGAUCCUCAUUGAGACCAACCCAGAAUUGAUCUAGGAUCAUUGCUUGGUCUGGGGUGAAACCUGAGUUUGCAAUGAUGAUCCACUAACAAUCUGAUUGCUUUUAAAGCUUUGCUACUUUAACACCUUCACUGAAAUCCAAACAGAAUUGCAAAGGAGUAUUGAAUAUCAUCAAAGAAAAUGAAUUACAUGGCUCAAGGAUUGCUGUAAAUUUUUACUAAUUGAACUAUUUUCAAGAACAUAGCAGUAAAAUUUGAAUAAAAUAAGCAUGUAGUUGUUUAUAACAUUUUUUCUCAAAACUAUCAAAUGAAUUUUUUUUUUUUUUUUUUUCCAGGAUAAUGAAAAAGUCUUUUUUUCUUGUUCAGAAGUAGUGGAGUCUAUAUAAAAAGAGUUUUGGACAGUAGAUCUAUAGAAUUUCUUUGGCACUUGAUUGGGUAAUUUGAAUAAAAUAAGCAUGUAGUUGUUUAUAACAUUUUUUCUCAAAACUAUCAAAUGAAUUUUUUUUUUUUUUUUUAUCCAGGAUAAUGAAAAAGUCUUUUUUUCUUGUUCAGAAGUAGUGGAGUCUAUAUAAAAAGAGUCUUGGACAGUAGAUCUAUAGAAUAUCUGUGGCACUUGAUUGGGAUAUGGUUGUGUUAAUUUUUUAUUGUUUUUUAACAACAUUACUAUAGACAUGUUGUUUUCUUUAAUUUCUUUGUUCUAGGAUGGCUUUAGAGAAUAUUCUCAACAUAAAUGCAUAUGGGCUGUCAGGUGAUGUGAAGUAAGUAUUUCAUGAAUAACACUGGCAUGAUCAAUGAAAUCCAGUUGUUUUUUUGUUCAGGACUAUCGGGAGCAAGAACACAUUUUUCUACCAAAAUUCAACUCCCCAGCUUAGUUUUGUUUCAUUUUUCUCUAAAUUUAUGACGUUUUUAACAAGUUUUUACAUCAUUUGAGUUAUGUGCAAGGGAGAGCAUCAUUUACUGAUAGCUAAUUCAAAGUUUUUGUUCAUUAUGUUGCAUUUUUUUUUUUAAAUGUUGAGUAACUCAAGCCAACAUGCCUGUGUCUGUAUAACAUUUGAUUAUAUUUCUUUUCGAUGUAACAAAAUGCAUGGUUUUUUAUUUGUUUUUUUACCAUCUGCAACUGUUCACCCUGUUGUUGUUAAUGCAGGGAUUACGGUUAGCUAAGUCAAAAAUAACAGUCACUGCCACGUCAAGACAUUAUCAAAGUAGUCAAAUAAAUUACAGAGUCAUUUGAUAAUUAAAUUGGCACUUUAAUACGACUUAUACACAUGAUAAAUAAAUAACUUUCACCUAUAGUACAGGAUAUCCUUAAAUAUAUAUAUGGUAUAUUCACCUCUGUAUGAAAUAAAUAUCUUUCUACCAUCCUCACAAUUAUUACACACUCUACUAUGGCACAGAAUCAUAAAACGACCUCUUCGAACAUGGCGCUGCCUAAACUUGUCCGUUAUAUAUCUACAAUAAUGUGUUGCAAUCGAUUUCACCAAACAUUAAAUUAGCACACGCAAAGUUUAAACUGAUUGCUAUUUUUAAUCUUAUGUAUUAAAUUAAUCAAAGCUUACAAAAAAAUAAUUUUUUUUGUGUUUAGGCUGGAAGAUAUUUUCACACUAAGAGGGUUUUCUCCACAAGAUAAGCACAGCAUUGACAAGGUAAUACUGUGUUUUUAUUGUUAAUGACAUCUCCAUUACAAGUACACAUUAUCUUUAUUCAAUUUACGCUUUACUUCUAUUUCUUAGAUUUUAUCUAUUUUUAUAUUAUAGAUCAAACCAGUGUUAAUAUGACAAAGAACAUAACCUGUUUUUAUAAAUAAUAAAUGCAAAGUAAUGUUGCAGAUAUUCUUUAUAAUUCUAUUUCAAUGAUGUGUUGAAACAUUUUUAAAAAAUGCAUGCUCUGUCAAAUAGUUAAAAUAAAGUAAAGUAUAUUAGCUAAUUAAAACCAGUCUAAUAUAGCUUGAAAGAGUUAAUAGUCAUUGUUUAAACACGUGGACCCAGCCAAGGCCUCGGGACCAGACAAAUUAAGUGGUCGGCUCAUUAAACUGUGCUCAGAGCAGCUCUCCUACAUUUUUUGUUACACAUUUAAUAAAUCUUAUGUAACUCACACCAUACCAACAAUUUGGAAAACUUCAGAAAUCAUACCAAUUCCAAAGAAAAAUGAGGUAACUUGCAACAAUGACUUACGACCCCUUGCACUUACCCUCCAUUGUAGUGAAAUGUUUUGAGUAAAUCAUUCUGAAAAAUUUUGAAUGAAGUACAGCAAAAACUUGACCUCCUCCAAUUUGCUUACAAACCUGCCAGAAGUAUGGAGGAUGCAAUCUUACUGUCGUCGGAGAGACUUUACCAUUAUAUACCAAUGAUAUUCAAAGCUCAAUUGAUACCGUUCCAAUCUUAAAAUUUGCUGAUGAUACCACCAUCGUUGGCUUAAUAUCUGAAGGAGAAGGUCUAUAUGGCAACUAAGUUACAAGCUUUAUCAAUUGGUGGGAUGAAAAUUUUCUCCAGCUGAAUGUCUCAAAAACAAAGGAAAUGGUUGUUGAUUUCAGGAGGGGAAUCACCAGAUUACAGAUCUCAACAUAAAAAAUCAAAGUGUAGAGAAAGUGGUGGCAUACAAGUACUUAGGUGUCACCAUUAAUAAUAAGCUAACAUGGCAUGAGCACAGCUAAAUGAUGUAUAAGAAAUUCAACCAAAGACUGUUCUACCUCAAAAAACUGCACAAUUUUGGCAUACACAAACAAGUCGUUAACUUAUUCUACAGUGCAACUGUUGGAAGCCUACUUAAUUUCAGUAUUACCUGCUGGUGUGGGAAUUCAACGUCUGAUAUUAAAUGCUGCAUAAACGGACUCAUCAAGAAAGCUAGGAACUUAACACAACCUAAACAUCCUUUACUUGAAGAACUAUUUGAAGAAAGAUGUUUUUGUAAAACUAAUCACAUUUUGGAUGAUACAUCCCACCCUCUUCAUCACGGAUACUUAGGAUCAGGCCAUUCGAGAUUAAUUCUUUCCAUCAGGGCGAGGCUUGAAAGAGAUAAAAAUACUUUUGUUCCACAAUCUGGAAUUCACCAGCAUGCUCCCCCGGAAGUCACACAUCUUAAUGAGAACUAAUAAGUCCCCGAUUUGGCUCACUGAAUGGCUAUUUGAAAUAAUUUAUUAUAAAUGUCUUGUGUUCACAUCGUUUUAUUUAUGUGCUGAAAAUGUAUAAUGCAAUCAUAAAACAUUUCUGAUUGUUUGGAUCAAAAAAAUAAUCUUAUCUUAUCUUAAAUUGUUUUGAAGACAAAUAUUAUAAAGAAGAAUAAACGUUCUAUUUCCCUAAAGUUAUAAAUUUUUUGCCUAAAAGUAAAAUCUUUUGAUUUUUUCCCCUUUUUCCUUUGUUCAUUAUGUAUCAUUGUUAAAUGAUAAAAAAAUAUGGAAGCAAAAAAAAAAAAGAACAACAGUUUUUUAAAAUAGUUUUUAAAAGAAAAUUGUUAAGAAAUAAUGUGAUCACAUUUUAUAUUGUACAGGGUGUUCAUACAAUGACAAUACAGAUACAUGGAAACAUUAAAAAGUCAGACUUAGAAAACUUUCUUCAGGCCUUACUGUGGGAGAAGUCUGUGAAAAAUUAUGAAGGCCAUACACUUGAUGUGCUCAGAUUAAAGGUAAAUCUUUGCUCAUGGACUAUUGUUAUUAAAGAAGAAGAAUUAGCACAAGAAUUAGAACUUUUAAAGUACGUUAUGUUUCAUAAUUUUCUGUCUCAUUCCCCAACAGGGUGGCAUCUCUUUGAAGGACGGCUAUGUGAUAAUUUCUUAUUCCCCAACAGGUUGUGAUCUCUUUGUAAGAAUUUGAUAUGCAGUGGUGUAGUUAGGCCUAGGGCUGCCUGGGUUAGGAGAAAAUUUUUACCACCCCCUUCCAUGAAAAAACUCUGCAGUUGGCGGACAAUGCCAGCCUUUCCAUAAAAAGAUUAAUGUUGCCACCGGGGGGCUGACCCCUUCCCCACUUCGCACCCAACUUCCCACACCAACAGUGGUAUUGGAUAAUUUUUCAUUCACCAACAGGGUGUAAUCUCCUUAGAAGACUGUGACACACGGUUGGUUGUUCAGGCUGUGCAUGAACUUUAUGACUACCACUACACGACACCCUGGGAAAAUAAUGAAGCCCGUCACAACACUAUAGUUUUCAUUGGUAAGUACUGUAAGAUAUUGUAAGUUGUCUCUCUUAAAAUGCGCCCCCCACCCCACUUUUUUCAUCAAAAAACUAUCAACUUCACUUCAUAUUUUAAAUUCAAAAUAUUUGCCAUAACUAAUAAUUUUGAAGUUGUACUUUUAUGUAAAAAAUUUUAAAUAUUUUUCCAAGCUUUGUAAAUUCCAGUAAUAAAUUUGAUGAGGUAUUGGAAUAGAUUAAUGGCAAAAUGCAGCUUUCUUGUCUUGGGUCCAUUUUGUUUUGAAAUGAAUUAUGUCAUAUAAGAUAAAUCACUUUUUACAGUCAUUUUUAAAGUUCUGUUUAUUUGACUGAGAAAACGUCUUUAUUUCUUAGUAAAGAGUUCAUAAUUUUUAAAAAUAAAUACCGGUAACAUUUUUUAAAAAAUGAACUGUUAUUGUAUUGUUUUAAAUCUUUUAACUUUCAUUCCUUUACAAUUGUAGUUUUUCCAAGACUAAUUUUUUAGCCAUUUAUCCAUACUUUUCUUUUGCAGGACGAAAUUUGGACAGAGAAAGUUUGGGGAUUUCCAUAUCUCAAUACCUACACCAAAAAGUGAUAUAGAGUUUUAAUAUGUUCCAUCGCUUCAAGUGUUGCGUCAAACUUGGUCUUGUCACCUAAACCUACUGACCAAAACACAGGCUUGAACAACCCCUGCAGGAUUUAAAUAUUACAGAGAAAAUAAAUAGGUCUAGCGCUACAGUGGAUCAAGUGCUCUGCAGUGGAUCAAGCGCUCUACAGUGGAUCAAAUACAUCAGUGUUUUAAAUUUUGGUUGGACUGAAUAGAAAUGGUGCUGUGUUCAAAGAGUUCUCAAACAAAUCAAUGGUCAUUAAGGAAGGAAUUCCUGGUCACAGGCUUUUUGCAGCAGGUCUAACUUAAAGAUAACUUAUAUUUCUUCUUAUUACAUUCAUUAUUUGUAUUGAAAAAUGUUUUUUUUAUUUUUUCAAUUGCUUGUUUGUGAUUGAUAAAAUAAAUUGUCGCCACGACACAAAAGAAAUGUUUCAGACGGUCCACAUUUGAAUCAAACCUUGUCGAGUUCAUCAAUAAAGUGGUUACCUUUAAACGACUUGGCCUCUUUAAACAAAUUAUUUUUAAUAUCCUUUUCAUGUAGGUUAAAAUAGAAAGAGACAUUAGUGAUUUGCGAACUUCUGCCGAGAAUGUAAGUUGGUGCU
Messenger RNA from Lymnaea stagnalis (great pond snail), 16990 nucleotides. NCBI's taxonomy places the organism in Eukaryota, Metazoa, Mollusca, Gastropoda, Lymnaeidae. The record is from the annotation of a GenBank genome assembly.